AUGCAUCGACUUUUGCAGUUGAGGGAGCUCUUUUCGGUGCUUCAGAAGGAUCGGCUAGUCGCGGUUGAUUUCAGUGGCGUUCGACGGUUUGAGUGUGCUAUCGUGAUGAAGAUAAUGAUUGAAAGUGGAACACAUGUAUACUCUGCAUUUUCUAACGUGACUAGCUUGUCUUUCGCUGGCUGUUUUCUGAGCUCCUAUGACCUUCUUUUGGUGUCGCUGCGUACGCAAAAGUUGAAAUCUCUAACUCUGACGGAUCGUAUGGUGAACCAUCAUCUUCCCAAAGUGGACAUUGAUCCAAGUCAAAUAGAAAACUUCCAUGUUUUGGAGAAACAAGGCCUGAUUGGGCAUCGACGAGCGAUCAUANGAGCGAUCAUAUCAUAUGUGAAGAAACUGUGGCCUACUCUGCAGUACCUGACUCUUUUGUGA
Messenger RNA from Angiostrongylus costaricensis, 426 nucleotides. Lineage: Eukaryota; Metazoa; Nematoda; Chromadorea; Rhabditida; Metastrongylidae. The record is from the annotation of a GenBank genome assembly.